AUGAAUAAGAAAACGGUGCAACAGAAGAGGCAGUCCAUGGUGAAAAAUAAGAGCGAGAUAUACCCGCAGAAGAGCCUGAACCUGGGGCAGAAGUCGAAAAGCAGAGGCAAAAGCAUGAAUGGGAAAAUCAAAGUGGUCGUGAGGAAGAGACCCAUCAGUGAGUUGGAAAAAAAAAGGAAAGACAACGACAUCAUAACAGUGAAGGACAGCUCCACCAUUUACAUAGACGAGCCAAGGUACAAAGUAGACCUCACCAAAUAUGUAGAGAGGCACGAAUUUAUCGUCGACAAAGUAUUUGACGAAACAGUAGACAAUUUUACCGUCUACAUAAACACAAUCAAGCCGCUAAUUGUAGAAAUUUUCGAAAGCAAUUCUGUCUGUUCUUGUUUUGCUUAUGGGCAAACGGGUAGUGGGAAGACCUACACCAUGUUAGGUUCCCAACCCUACGGGCAAAGUGAAACGCCAGGCAUUUUCCAAUACGCGGCAGAAGAUAUCUUCAGCUUCUUAAGUCUAUACGAUAGUGAUAACAGUAGAGGGAUUUUUAUUUCCUUUUAUGAAAUUUACUGUGGGAAAUUAUAUGACUUGUUACAGAAAAGGAAAAUGGUUGCCGCUUUGGAAAAUGGGAAGAAAGAAGUCGUUGUGAAAGACUUAAAAAUUUUAAGAGUUUUUUCCAAAGAGGAGUUAAUUGCUAAGAUGAUUGAUGGGGUUAUGUUACGCAAGAUAGGAGUCAAUUCGCAAAAUGAUGAGUCCUCCAGAUCGCAUGCCAUUCUUAAUAUCGAUUUGAAGGAUAUUCAUAAGAAUGUCUCCCUGGGGAAAAUUGCUUUUAUAGAUUUGGCAGGCAGUGAAAGGGGAGCAGAUACAGUCGCUCAGAAUAAACAGACGCAAACGGAUGGAGCUAAUAUUAACCGAUCGCUGUUAGCUCUGAAGGAAUGCAUCCGGGCUAUGGACUCAGACAAACACCACAUUCCGUUUAGAGAUUCAGAGCUAACUAAAGUUUUGAGGGAUAUUUUUGUUGGAAAAUCUAAAAGCAUCAUGAUUGCAAAUAUUUCGCCCACCAUUAGCUGCUGCGAGCAGACGCUGAACACGCUCAGGUACUCUUCGCGCGUCAAGAAUUUUAAGCAUAAGAUGAAUACCCCCGAGGAGGAGGACCCCAACAGCGAGAAGAUCAGCAUCCUCGAGUCGAGAAGCGGCGAGGUGAACACCUCGGGGGCGGAGGGCGCGCCCAUCAAGUCGAACUCGCUCAUGCAGGGUGGAAGCGGUGGGGGAAGCGGCAUGACAAGCGGCGUUGUAGGCAGCCUGGGGAACCCCGCCCGGAGCGGAAGGCACCUCGCGAAAAACCAAGACGGCGUGGCCGCCAACCAAACCAAGUACAACUCAGUCAACGACGUGGAUAAGCUGGCGCAAAAGAAGAAGAAGAAAAAGAGCCUCUUAAAUUUCAAAAGCAACAAUGCAAAUUAUGAUCACAUCGGGAGGAGGCAAAACUUCAUGCAGCAGAGCUACGCCUUCUCGGACACGUCCGAUUUUUCCUCCCUCGACGAGAUGAAUUGCAACCUGAAUAAGAACGACAAGAAUAUGUUUCUGGCGUGCAGGAAGAAUGCCAAGGGGGGGGUGGUCAAGAACAGGAGCAGCUGCGACGGGGUGUCCGGCAAAGCGAAGAAGGCAGACGUGCAGGUGUUGCGGCACAGCGUCGGCAGCAAGUUGACCAACUUCUCGAACGAGCGGGAGCGCCUGAAGGAGCGGGCUUUCUUCCGCGGCGGUGGCGCGGUUGGCGGGGUUAGCGGUGGCACAGUCGGCGGUAGCGCUGUCGGUGGUAGCUCCCUCGGCGGUGGCUCUCUCGGUGGUUGCCCCCUCGGCGGCAGCAACACCUUGGGGAACAACCACGUGCACAUCCGGCACGCCAACGAACGGGAGAAGAACCGAGAAAGCGACAACAUAUUUUACGAUGCCGUCUCCAACACGUCCGAGAGCGCCAACCGGCUGCUUCAGCAGAGUGCGCAGAAUACGCUGAGCGGGAAGGGGAAGAACCAAAGCGGCAAUCAUGCAAAUAACCCCACCGUAGGAAUGGGCCACAAGAUGAGUUACGAUUGCGGCCAACCUGACAGGAGCAACUCCUUCGUCGGCAUAAAGGAGAGAGCCACGAAAGGAACCAGCCUCUUUACCAAUUGUGAUGCAGAGAGGAAGAUCUGCGUAGGGGAGGAAAGCCUAGACCAAACAAGAAGCCUUUCGACGGUGCAUCUACACACUAAAGCAACUUCGUUUGAAAAUUUGCCAAGUGAUGUGAACCGUGCUGCAGGUGAACCCCCACUUGAUGGCGGCAACGGUGAUUAUUGCGACGUGGCCAUCCUCGGUGUGCACGCCGGUGGGUUGUCUGCCGUGCACUCGGGUGGGGGUCUGCCCAACGGUGGCAACCCUGUGCGGAAGGGCUCCAGCGAAUUCUUUCCCCCCAGUGAAGGUUGCGCCCAAAGUUACGGUCAAAAUUACUCCCAAAAUUACAGCCAAAGUUACAGCCAAAAUUACUCCCAAAGUUACUCCCAAAGUUGCAGCCAAAGCGGCCUCAACCAACAUUGCGGGAUCAACCCCAGCGAAGUGGUCACCAUUAACGACGUGCGCGCUGAGGAGUGCCCCAAGAUUGGCUCACUCGAGGCAGAAAAUAUUGGCAGCCAAAACGUCGAGGAGAGUGAAUUCCCCCCUGGAGAUCACUUAAAGCAGUUUCAAAAAAACCUAAACAGCAUGGUGGACAGUUGCCUGAACACUCUAAAUAUAGCCAACCUGUGCGAAGACACGCAAAAUAUACUUAACACCAUUUUGCUCUCCAAAUACACAGCAGAUAAAGAAAUGCUAAUAAGCAAAUACAUCAACGAGGAUGUAAAAAACAUGAGCUUGGAAAAGCUAGACAAGUAUGCUCAGGUAAUUUAUGAAAAGAGGAAGGUCAUCCUGAGUAAGCUCCUUCUACUGUUUAAAAAGAACGUAGAUGUACAGACGAACAACGAAACGAGUGACUUAAAGAAAGAUCUGGUCAUGUGCCAUAUAUGUAGUAAUAACCCAGAUGACCGGUUUCAUUUUUAUGCCUACAGCAGACUAGAAAAGGAUAUGAUAAAUUUAAUAACUCUUCGGCAACUGUGGUGUGAAAGUGAGAAUUUGAGGCAACUGCAUCAGUACCUGAUGGUUGAAUAUCAAAACAAGUCGGCCAAUUUAAUUACCUUUAAUGUUUUCCCGAAGAAAAUUAGCACCAGCUCGCUGAACAAGAAGUACGUGGAGGAUGCCAAGGGCCAGUCGGACGCAGCGAGGUCGGCCGUGGGUCCCCUGCAGUAG
Molecule: messenger RNA, 3312 nt
Organism: Plasmodium vivax (malaria parasite P. vivax)
Lineage: Eukaryota; Apicomplexa; Aconoidasida; Haemosporida; Plasmodiidae
Product: kinesin, putative
Exons: 2
Coding region: 1-3312 (1103 amino acids)
Biological process (GO): microtubule-based movement
Molecular function (GO): microtubule binding; ATP binding; microtubule motor activity
Source: RefSeq, a predicted model, not a curated record